Molecule: messenger RNA, 3759 nt
Organism: Crotalus tigris (Tiger rattlesnake)
Lineage: Eukaryota; Metazoa; Chordata; Lepidosauria; Squamata; Viperidae
Gene: NPTX2
Product: neuronal pentraxin 2
Exons: 7
Coding region: 783-2090 (435 amino acids)
Source: RefSeq, a predicted model, not a curated record
GAGGGGCGUCUUCCAGGAGGGAAGAGCCCGGCCGCCGAGCCUCCCUGAGGAGAAGUUUGGACUCCGUCGCUUUCUUCUCCUCCUUUUUUUUUUUUUCCUUCCCCUCGUCUUUUUCUUCCUUUCUUCUCGUCCUCCCCCGCCACCGAGGAGGUCAAGCGUCCUUCGCUUCCUCCUCUCUGAGCGCAGGCAGGGGCUAAGCCGAGCGAAGGUGUAUUGGGACGCGGAAAGGAGACCACCAGGAGAUGCCCGUCUUGGUUGGCAAUGCACGUUUUCUGAGAGCGGCCACACUCCAGGAGAGGCACACCUCUUUCCCUGACUGUUGUGACGAAUCCCCGGAGGCGUAACCACACAAGUGGACUCAAGACUCUUCCAUGGAUCUCGGGGAAAGGAGAUUCGGACCCACCUUCCAGAUCUCCGCCAAUCAGAAGCCUUCCCGCCGUCACCGCCUCUCCAGGUUUCCUAGUCCCGGGCCGAGGGGGCGUGGCUUGCGGUGGGCGCUCAGCCAACCAGCUGCCUCCCCCUCUUCAUCGCGCCCCCGCCCUGCCCGCGGCGGCUGGGCAUUUUAAGGGUGCGCGGAGCGCGGAGUUGGCUCGGAUGCUUCGGCGCCAGAACGGGUAGCUCCCGCAGCUGUUGCGCGUCAGGCCAACUCCAGGCUCAUCCUCACGUCCCCCUCGGGCUUUCUCUGCAGAAAAAGUGAGCUGACACGGGACUCUCCUCUCGCUCGCGCCCGUUCACACGUUCGCCUCCUCCAUGCAAUAGAUCGGUCCCCGCGUCUGGCCGCUAUGCUGCUGCCCAUCUUGGCCGGCCUCGUCUUCUCGGCUUGGGGGGCGCCGGCGGGCGCGCAAGACACCCCAGCGGGCAGCCGCUUCGUGUGCACCUCGCUCCCGCUCGACGCCGCCAACCCGGGUUGCCCGCUGCCCUCGGGGGCCCUGGCAGGGGGCGGGCUGCCCCCCGAGGAGGAGCUGAAGGCCACCCUGCUGCAGCUGCGGGAAACCAUCUUGCAGCAGAAGGAGACCAUCGGGAACCAGCGGGAGACCAUCCGCGAGCUGAGCGGCAAGCUGGGCCGGUGCGAGAGUUCCGACGGCAAAGGCGGCACGUGGAGGAAAGAGUCGGGGAAGAGCAAGGACACCAUGGGGGACUUGCCGCGCGACCCCGGCAAGAUCGUCGACCAGCUCACCCGCACCAUGCAAGCCCUCAAGGAUCGUUUGGAGAAUCUGGAGCACCAGCUUCGAGGCAAUGUGACCGUUGGAGCCUUGCCCAAUGACCUUAGAGAGAUGCUUCAGGGGCGGCUCGGAGAACUGGAGCGCCAGCUGCUAAGCAAAGUGUCGGAGCUGGAGAAUCAGAAAUGGUUGCUUCAUAACGAAACCUCCAGCCACCGGCAGAGGACGGAGGCAGCCCUGAACGCUCUCCUAGAAAGGGUGUCUGAAUUGGAACGAGGUACCAGUGCCUUUAAAGCACCGGAUGAAUUUAAGGUCUCCCUCCCUCUCCGCACCAACUACUUGUACGGGAAGAUCAAGAAGACGCUUCCCGAACUCUACGCCUUCACCGUCUGCUUAUGGCUGAAAUCUGGCGCCUCCCCCGGAAUUGGGACACCUUUCUCUUACGCCGUCCCAGGGCAAACCAACGAAGUAGUGUUGAUCGAAUGGGGGAACAACCCCAUUGAACUCCUGAUCAAUGACAAGGUCGCUCAGCUUCCCCUCUUCGUCAGCGAUGGAAAAUGGCACCACAUUUGCAUCACCUGGACCACCAGAGACGGGAUGUGGGAGGCUUUUCAGGACGGAGAGAAAUUGGGUACUGGAGAAAAUUUAGCCCCUUGGCAUCCUAUUAAACCUGGAGGGGUUUUGAUCCUUGGGCAGGAACAGGACACCGUUGGAGGCAGGUUUGACGCCACCCAAGCUUUCGUUGGAGAAAUGAGCCAGUUCAACAUCUGGGACAGAGUCUUAAAGCCGGAUGAUAUUAUGAAGAUUGCGAAUUGUUCCAUCAACAUGCCCGGCAACAUCAUUCCGUGGGUCGACAAUAACGUGGAUGUGUUUGGCGGUGCCACCAAGUGGCCCGUGGAGAGCUGUGAAGAACGUCUGCUUGAUUUAUAGCCAUGGGCAUUUGCUGUCCAAGUGCCCUGUUUUUAUUAAGACAAUCUUUGAUGCUCUGAGAUCCCUCUCCAUUUCCCUCAUAGUGUAAUCAUAUUAAUUAUGAUUUUAUUUUUUAAACCCUGCUUAGUAAGCUGCCCCUCCCCCAAUGCACAAUGUACAGUUUCACCCCUAGGGUGUGGUUCUCCAGGGAUGUCCACAAAAGUCCUCUGGGAACGGAUGGGGAAUUGCCACAAGUUUGAGAUCUUCUAAAAAUGGCUGAAUUGCCACAUCCGGUAUGCAGGACCCAGCUCUGGUGAUUUAUAAUGUUCUAAAAGGCUUAAGCCAGGAUUAGAACAAAGACAUUUUGGCCUGCUCCUCAAAGUGUGGCCAGAAGAAGUCCUGUUCCACAGGUAGCCCUGGCCAGUGAGGUUCCUGCGAUGGCCACAUGGGCAGGGGAAUUCUGGGAAAUAACAUUCACAGACGUGGAGAGGAUCUAAUUUUGGAGGGAGUGGAUUACUAGCUGAAUCUCAUAGCAACUGACAAACAUAAAAUGCCCCUUUCUGUAGAUUUUGUGAGUCCAUAGAUCCUUAAAGGGAUGGUUCACUUGUUACCUUUAUUUCAUUUUAGGUUGGCUUUCCCCCUAAUCUUUUAUCCCUCCUUUAAAAGUUCAUCUUUUAAAGGACAAUGAAUCUAGAAGGACUUGCUUAGAGUUAUAUCCAACGGUCAGCAACCAGAACUUUUCUUGAUAAACCUGGCGAAGACCUGUGGUCAGUUGCGGGGGAACUGUUGUUAAAGCCAUAUUACUUCACUCCUCCUCCACUGUAGCUGUGUUAUUGCAAUGAUCCCCCUACUUCUACACGCAGGCUUAUGACUACAGUCAGGAUCACAGUUAACUGUUGCUAAGCCAGGCAGUGGUUCAAUCGGCCGUGCUCGAUUUUACAACCUUUUUUAUCACGUCGUUAAGAGAAUCACAUGGAGCCCUGCUUCCCUCCAUUGAUGUUGCUGGUCAGAAGCUGUCAGGAAGGUUGCAAAUGGGGAUUGCAUGAUUCCCCGGAAUGCCACAACCGUCACAGGUACAUGCCAGUUGCCAAGCCUCUGAAUUUUGAUCAGGUGACCCCAGGGAUGAAUUUUGAUCAGAUGACCCCAGUCGUAAGUGCAAGGACCAGCCAUAUGUUUCUUUUUUCAGUGCUGCUAUAACUUUGAACAGUCGCUAAACGAACGGUUGUAAGUUGAGAACUACCUGUAGCUUCCUGUGAAUCAGGGGUUUCCAACCUUGUCAACUUUUAAGACUUGCAGACUUCAACUCCCAGGAUUCCCCAGCUGUUAUGAAUAUCCUGUUAUUAAAUCUGAUCCGGAAGGGAGCACGAUUGUCACACACACCCCUCCUCCAACUCUCAGGACUGCAAACAUAAAUUGCCUGAUCUGUUUUGUUUUUGUCUCUGUGAUUCAACCCAACGACAAGACACCCCCCUGUGCUGUUUUUCAUUUGUUGGAAGUGUUAGACUGUAAUGGAAAGAAAUCUAAUUUGUUUACCAAUGUGCAGUGUCAUGUCAGAGGCGCUGCUGGGAGUACAACUCGGCUGUCCUUUUAAAAAACUGCACUUUCAUUUUUGUAUUCUCUAAAGCAAACAAAUACCCACCCUUGACAACUGCAGAGUAGAAAAAAAAUGUGCAAAAACACAUGGAUUUAA